AUGGGAGACCUUGAUUCUUUCUCUUUGUCAAGUCUUUUGUGUCAUGAGAAUGAAAGUUGUUUUCUCAAUGACAACAUGACUGAUCACAACAACAUCAAACAUGACCAAUCUUGUUUUGUUUUAGAAACUGAAGUUGAUGUUGAAUAUGUAGAGAGAUUGGUGGAGAGGGAGACCAGUAGCUUUGGAUACAGAUGCCAUGUUUCUUGUGAUGAUUGCUUGAUCACUAACCAUAGUUGGUUAAAGUUUGCUCGCUUGGAUGCCAUUGAAUGGAUCCUUAACACAAGAGCAUUCUACGGGUUCCGAUUUCACACGGCUUAUCUUUCUGUCACUUACUUCGACCGUUUUGUUUCGAGAAGAUCUAUCGACGAAGGGAAAUUGUGGGCUAUUCGGUUAUUAUCGGUGGCAUGUUUGUCAAUAGCAGCGAAGAUGGAGGAGUGUAAAGUGCCAGCCUUAUCAGAGUUUUGUGUGGAAGAUUAUUGUUUUGAAAAUAAGGUUAUACAGAGAAUGGAAUUGUUGGUAUUGAAUACAUUGGAAUGGAGAAUGAAUUCAAUCACUCCCUUUACUUAUCUACAUUACUUCAUCAAGAAAGAAUGUGGUGAAUCUAAACAAAAAGAAAUAGUUUCUAGAGCUGUGGAGUUUAUUGUGGCAAUGAUUAAAGAGAUUGAUUUGCUUGAUCAUCGACCAUCUAUUAUCGCGGCAGCUGCAGCAUUAGCUGCAUCCAAUAGUCAAUUAACGAUAAAGGAAUUGGAGCUGAAAACGAAUAUGAUUUCAUCGUGGGGUUCUCUAGAAAAUGGCCCAAACUAUCAUCAUGACAUUAGAGACCUCUGUUUUGGGGUGGUGGAUGGGGGAGAUUUGGGGCCUGAGAUUCAUGGCAAAAUGGUGUCAGAGGCUCCACCCUUCCACAUGCCUCCAUGGGGUCCUAGGAUAAGUCUGGCAUUGGGACAGUUCAAAGUUGGAGUACAGAUAGGCUCUACUGUAACUCAUGUCUCAACGUUCACUGGACCACCUCAGAGGCCGUUCGCUUCUUCUGAUGUAUUCUUGCCAAGAAUUCUGAAGCGCAGAAUAGGAAGACAGGCGGAUGUUUGGUCUUGUACAUGUGAUUGUGUUCUGUAG
Messenger RNA from Dovyalis caffra, 1113 nucleotides. The record is from the annotation of a GenBank genome assembly. NCBI's taxonomy places the organism in Eukaryota, Viridiplantae, Streptophyta, Magnoliopsida, Malpighiales, Salicaceae.